GAAACAGAAACAGAGAUUCAGCUAUGAGGAACCUAGUACAUCAGUGAAAAUCAUGGAAAAAAAUGAAGUUAUAGUCCCACCCACAGUAGUUUCUUAAAGCUGUGAUUUCAGAAACCUCUGACACACACUGAAGAAGAUUGAAUCAAGGAUCCAGACUAUAUCAAGGACAGCACACAGGCUGCCUUUUUAAACAUACAUUUUAUCAGUUUAAGUAAUCUGCUGUUAUAUCCAUGCUGCUAUAGUUUUGUUGCAAGUUAACUAAGAAGACGUGACUGGAUGUAAAUUCCAAAUGGAGUCCUUUAGCUGCAGAGCAUAAAAGCUUGUUCCAUAGAAUAACAUCUCCAAAGUCGUGACUUUCCUUUGUGAAUAAAAUGAAAAAUGGCAGCCGUUGAACAUUACUCUCUACCUACAACCACGUACUUGGAAUUCUCAGAAGCCUAUUAUUAUGACUUCAGCUACGAUUACUCAAAUGCCCUUGUCUGCAAAAAGGAAGACAUAAAAGACUUUGGCAAGGUAUUCUUCCCCAUCUUAUACACGCUGUUGUGUAUAGCAGGAUUAAUUGGAAAUGCCUUUCUUGCUUGUAUUGCUGUUAAGUACAUCAAAAGAAGAAGAACAACAUACAUCUAUCUGUUGAACCUGGCCAUUUCUGAUCUCCUUUUUGUGAUGACUCUUCCCUUUUGGGCAACAUAUGCAGCCUCAGAGUGGAUAUUUGGUAGUAUUUUAUGUAAGGUUGUAAGCUUUAUAUAUUCCGUGAACUUCUACAGUGGCAUUUUCUUCAUGGUAUGUAUGAGUCUGGACAUGUACUUACAGGUAGUACAUGCCUUUUCCAGCAAGAACUUCAGAACAGUUACUAAGAGCACAAUUAUAUCUUCCGUGGUUUGGUUGUUUGCUAUCAUGGCUUCUAUUCCUGACGUUUUGUUCACUCAGCUUCAGACAGAAGAUGAACGAAACCACUGUGGACACAGUUAUGGAAAUUUGUCAUUUGUUGCAAAGAUGGUCAUCCAGUUUGAGCUUAAUAUCAUCGGAUUUUUCAUUCCUUUCCUGUUUAUCCUUUUUUUCUACACUUAUAUCUAUUGCAGAAUAUAUAAAAGCAAUUGCUUGAGUAACCACAAGGCCCUGAAGCUUGUUCUUCCUUUGGUGGCUGUGUUCUUUACACUGUGGUUUCCAUACAAUCUAGUCUUGCUUCUCCAUUCCUUGCAAGAAUUGCAUGUGUUUUCUGACUGUGAAAUGAGCAAACGAUUAGACUAUGCUUUGCAAGUGACAGAAUGCCUUGCCUUUGUACACUGCUGCCUGAAUCCAUUCCUGUUUGCCUUUGUUAAGAAAAGAUUCAGACAAUAUCUGAAGGAUGCAUUAAUAAGAAUAUUCCACAAAGGGGGUACAUUUGUACUCAAAUCCUCUGAGACUAGUCAGCCUUCAAAUGUGGUUAGUCAUUUUGAAAUGACAACAUUUCAGAACUUGUAACAUUAUUUUAAAACAGCCACAUAUUUUUUUGUCAUACCACAAAGAUAUCACUGUAUCAUCUGGUACUCUGUGACAUACAUCACUUCUUACUAAAUCACCAGCUGUUCUAAUGUUUCACAGAUUACCAUAGCUUCCAGGAGUGGGAUUAUCUACACAUAAAAAGUACAUAGUUCUUCAUACUUAAAUUCCAUGUCAAUAGGCAUUAGUAUCUAUGACAAAAUAUUAAAUGAGGCUGUGGUUUGAGCAUGUAUGAAGACUUCUUCCAUUCUCCUCCUUCAGGUGAAGUAACUGACAAACUGAAUUUGCUUUCAAAAUGCCUUUUUAUCAAGCAGUAUAGUAAAGUACUGGUAGGUCAUAUGUGUCAGCAUGUUGCUGUUUUUUUUUAUUAAUAAGCCUGGCUGUAUAGCAAAUAAAUGUAAAGUUACAUGCAUGUUGCCACUCUAAAUUUUAUUAUUUCAGUCUUCAGCUGUAUAUUAUAGAACUCUAAGAAAGUCACUUAACCGAACCAGUGGAAGCAGGUUUCAAGUUGGAUGAUGUAGUUGUAAUUAAUGUUUUUUUUCUAUUAACAAAAUUAAUAAUGAAUAUAAUUUAGUUCUAUACUGAUUUCUGCUUUAGUUCAAAGACUGGAUACCUUCCCAUCUUCAUGAACUGCUUACUUGUGUUGAUAAGUGUAUUAUCUUUAAGACCAUGGUCUUCUUCCAGACAUUUUAAUUAAGCCAUUUCAGACAUCAUGGACCAGGGCUUGUAUUAAGGUCACUUUCCAGAGAAUGGGGUUAUCAUUCUCUGUAUGUAUGUUUAAGUGUUGCCUGAGCCAACAAAACCUUGCUGAAUAUUAUAACUACUUUAAGUUCACACUGUAAUAAUAAUAUUGGAAGUAAAAUAUAAGUUCAUUAAUAUAGGGGAUUAUGAUCAGAUCUCUGAUCACAAUCAAUUUAUUAGGUGUUUGAGACAUAGAUGCCAAGAAAUUCACCUCUAGAGCAGAGAGAAGUGAAGGCUGAGAUGUGAAUCUUACCAUCCAUGUCAAGAACUUGAAGAAUUUUAAUUAGAGAGACCUAUUCAUAAUUCUUUGUAGUGCUCAAAGCUUUAGUUUCUCUAUUUUCUACCAGUUAUAGACAAAAGCAUAAGAGAGGGAAGUAUUUGACAGCUUUGAAAGCCUUAAACACUUAGCUCUGUCACACAGACAGUUGGUAGAAAUUAAGAGUCUCUCUCUCUCUCUCUCUCUGAGGAACUAACAACUUUGAGACACUUGACUCUGCCACACUUUUUGUUUGAAAAAUUGGCAAUGUUAAGUAUCUAGUGGCUUUUAAAGCUCUUUUAACAUCUGCCACUCUUCUAUAGUGGCUGGCACUGGCUGUUGUUACUCUCUAGCAUGAGACUAGAACUUAAAAGUGCUUAGAGGUACGUAACACAAGCUUCUUACGCAUCUUUCUGACAUUAGAAAAACAGAAACACACUUAACAAGACUUGCUUUUCUUCCCAGUUUUGGAGCAUAAUCAUAACACAGCAUGCAUUAAAAUAAUAUUCAAACCAAUGUUUGACCAUUAAAAUGAUUGAACAGUACAAGGGAACAUGCACAAUUGCUUUUACAUUUAUUUCAGCUUUCCUAUACCCUAGAAGAGGACACAGUAUGAAGUGUCAAUUCAUUUACUGCGGGAUUAAUAAAUGUACAACAGUUAAGCAGUAGUUAUUCUGAUUCCCUUGGUCUUCAUUGCUGGAUGCAAUUUACUUUCUUUCAUUUCUUCUAAAUGUUGCCAUCUAAUCGUGAACCUUAACUCUUAUAGCAUCAGACCAAAUGCAUGAGACCAGUGGAGCCCUGUAGAUGAAGUAGGGCUUUGGGCAUCCCGUGUAGUGGAACAGAACACAACAGAUUAUUAUCUAUACAGUACUGAUGCUCAUAUUUUAUUAGGUUAAUGUAGACGUUGGAUCAGAUGUGCAUCAUACUGUCUCUGCCGUAGUACAAUUCACCAAGCCUGGGAUGAUGUCAGUGACUGAUAAAGUAUUGACACAUUAUUUACUCAGUGUUUUUGAAACAAGACUUGUAGUGUGAGGUUUGGUUAAGCUAGCAGCAAGGGGAAAAUGAGUAUGUCUGGUUUCAUAAAAUCUCAUAAAGAAGACAGUGAAACCAUUUGAAGCAGGGUCACAAUAACUCCUUUUAUUGGAUAUAAAUCAUUCAAGCAAGUAAAGUUGAUUUGUAACUUAUUUAUUAUCAUCAUGAUAAAGGCAAUAGUGAUUGUUUUCAGCAAAAUAAGAACAUUAGCAAGCAUUACAAUAUGAUAUGCUGUUGUACCAAGGAACCUCUAAUACAGGACAAGUAAGGACCUAUAAUUUCUUGCCAUGCUUAAAUAUGGCCACUUAUAGGUCAUUAUACCUAUGUUAUUACCCAAAAGAAAAAACAUAGCUAAGUGUCUUUGUGACACUUAUUUUUUCUGACAUUCAUAAAUAAUAUUUUGCUUAUUAUUAACAUCUGUUUUUAGUCAGUGAUAAAAUGCUGACAAUAAGAAUCAAAACAAACCAUACAUAGCAUGUCUUAUUCCUUCCAGAAUAUUGUAUACUUUAAUGUUAAUCCAGUUAGGAAGACAUGAACAUAUUUAAGACCAACUAUGCUCUUUACUACUUCAUCUCAGAGUCAAUUUACAAGCUAGAGGCAAAACAGAUGUGGGAGAAGACAUGUGGCUGUUGGCUUUCUAGAUGAAAUUAUAAUAUUGAAUUAAUUUACCUAAACUUUGUUAAUAAUGGAGUGCCUUAUGUUUCUGGUCAAACCUGUACAUCAUUAAAAUAUGCAUUGUGAUAACUUCAGCCAACUAAUUUUCCUCAAUGCAAGAAAACAGAAAUACAUUGGGAAUGUAACAUUGUUUAAUAAUUAACUGCUCAUGUAGAAAGUGAUCUAUUUCAAUGAAGUAUUGAUGUUAUCUGUAACUGUCAAUAAAAAAUGUGUAAUUUAUUAGAAUGCUAACAUUGUUCUAACAUGAAUUCCAUUCCAGGACUAUAUUUUUAAAGAAAAGAAAACAUGUUUUGGACUCAGAAAAUGCAUUUGAUUGAUGUAUCAAAGACAGAAAGAUAAAGGUCUUUUAAGUUCAUAAUAUGAAAUACCAGUCCAUAAUAUCAAGUAAUGGUUAUGAAAUAAUCAUAAGGUUAACCAGCUUAAUGAAAUGUUAUUGUACAUCAAAAGUAUAAGGAAUAAAUAUGACUGAACAAAAAGAGAGUUACAUAUAGUUUGUCUAUACAGCUGAACACAGAGUGGGCCAGUUUGCAAAGUUGACUGCUUUCCCACAUGCUUUACAGAGCUCCCCAGAAGGGUUUUAAUCACGACCUUCCAGAGGUUCUUCAAAACCAGAAAUACAUUGCCAAACAUUUACUUUAUGCACAAUCUUGCAUUAAACAAUUAGUUUAAAAGCUGUACUCUGGAGACAAUCUUCCACCAUAUAGGGAAUGGAAUGGUUUGGUUGCAUUAUCCUCAUGGGACUGUGGUGGUAUGCUUUAGAAAGGCAGCUUUUCUAGCUGUGCUAACUGCAAAAUGUUCAUGCCAAGCUCUUCUGUCGAAAGCUAGUUUUGUUGACUUGACCAGCUGCGAGUUGACCCCAAUGAGUUCUAAUUUCAAUAUUGUGUGACUGCUGAGAUUGUGUUCAGAUUUACUGAGAUUUCGUUUAUUUCAAGAAGUACUAUUUCACAGAGGGAUUGAAAAUAAUAUAAAAAAGGAGAAUAUGGGGAAUGGCAGUGACAGAUAACCUCAUAAUGUAGUCAAAAAAUCAGCGACUUAUUCAGGCAUAUAACAAUAAUGCAUUUCGAAUGAAAGAGCCUUUUAUCAUUAACUGAUGCUUCAAUGAAUAGACAAAAUAAGUUUAAUAAGUUUAAUAAGUAGGGAUCAUUUGUGAAUGUCAAGUUGCUAUGCAUUCCUAGAACUUAGACAUCUCUGUAGGUUUUAAAAAUACAUGAGACAUAGUAAGGAACAACAUGAUUCAUUCUCAUCUGUCACAAUCAUUUCAUAAACAAAUAUAUCCAUAUAAGUUAAACAAUUUGCACAGAUAUUGGCUGUGAAUUGUUUAAUUGCUGGAUGAGAUGUCAGAGGUCCUUUCAUGUAAUGAUCAUCUAGAAGUUUGUAAAGAUGUGAUAUGAUGUGAAUGUCAGUGAAUUUCCAUGUAUGAGAAGGAUUUAUUUGCAUACUAAAUAAACAAAA
Molecule: messenger RNA, 5635 nt
Organism: Protopterus annectens (West African lungfish)
Lineage: Eukaryota; Metazoa; Chordata; Ceratodontiformes; Protopteridae
Gene: ACKR2
Product: atypical chemokine receptor 2
Exons: 2
Coding region: 379-1461 (360 amino acids)
Biological process (GO): inflammatory response; immune response; chemotaxis
Cellular component (GO): membrane
Molecular function (GO): C-C chemokine receptor activity
Source: RefSeq, a predicted model, not a curated record